GGCAAUUUUGGUGUUUUUCAGAUUAGUUAAGUUAAUAAUUUUCUACUUUUGUGUCAUUAUACCGAAAUAUUAAUUUUAAUUUAUUUUGAAUAUAAUAACUUUAUGAUGCAUUAUGUGUGAUAGUUUAAAGUGUGGAUUUACUUACAGGAAAACAAUGAUUUCAUUAAAGAAAAAAUCAAAUCAAUUUGAAAAUGAAGUUAAUUACAAGAAAAUUCUUUCUUCAGAUAAACCAAUGCCAAUAUCUUACGGAGAUCGUUUUAUACCUCGUCGAUUUCUAUUAAAAAAUUGUGAAAAAAACAUAAAAUUUGCUUCAAAAAAACCGACUAGAGAUGUUCUUUCAUUGUGUACUAGCCAAGACUAUUGGAGAGAAAAUACUUAUUUACCAACGAUAAAUUUGAUAAUGGAAAUUACAAAAGAUCGUGUUUUACAACUAAUGGACCCAAUUGUAAAAUCAACUGGCCUUAUAUUAAGAACAUGCUGUCGGGAUAAUAAUGAAAACAAUUGGUUUUUGUAUGAUUGGCCAUGUAAACCCCGAUCGAAACCAUCUGCAUCCCUUGAUACAACAUUUGAUCUGCCAGAUUAUGACUCGAGCUGCGAUCAGAACCUGGUUGAUUGGUCGAUACGGGGUCAAAUCGCGGUCUCUUUUGGUCAUGAUGUAAUAAUUUGGCAAAGUAAAGAAGAUAUAACAAUGGCGUUUGACAUUAAGUGUCCCCGAUCUUUGGCUUAUAGUCCUAGUGGGGAGUUAUUAGCAAUUGGUUGUAAAUCUUGUGAAUAUCCAGUGUUGGAACUGUGGGAUGUAUCAUGUCCUCAAGAUUUUUGUGUAAUUUGUGGUAAGGUAUUUAGUUUGAAACACAUUGCUGUGCAAUGCAUUGAGUGGACCUCAUCUGGUAAGCAAAUUGUAUGUGGUACACAUUAUGGAUCAAUAUAUGUUCUGUCAGUCCCCGAUAUGAAUACAAUUAAGAAAAUACGGAAGCACCAUUUGCCUAUUACUAUAAUACGUUUCUCACCAACCAUGCGUUAUUUGGCUAGUGGCGAUUCCGAGGGAAACAUUGUCAUUUAUAAUUGGAAUAUGUGCAGUGUUUAUCUGUAUGUAAGAUCUAGACGUAAACUAAAUGUCGUUUUUGAUUGGCAUCCCUGGACUGGAGUUGAUUUAGCCAUUUCCGAGGAUGUUCCUGCUUCAAUUGUCCUUUUACAUGUUCCCACUAAAAAAAUCGUUGCUUAUUAUCAACAAAAUGGAUCAAAAAUUGCAAUAAAUUAUAUAUCGUUUAGUAAACUUACAGGCGAAUUACUAGUGAGCACUUCUAGUCAAGAUGGCAAUGCAUGUAACGAUUAUAAAGUUUUAGUAAUGUCUUCGCUAGAUAGAAUUGUUGACAUACUAAAAAUUCCAGAUGGUGGGGCUAGAUUUUUAAUGUGGAGUCCUGAUGGUACAAAGGUUGCUACAACUGGCAAUGAUGAGACUCUUACUUUAUGGAAUUUUUAUUCUGCGAAAAAAACCAAAUAUUUUAAAAAACUCAAUGGACAAAAAGACAACUCUUCAAUGGAAUCGAAAUUUGGAAAUCAGUUUAAAAAGUGGUGUUAUUUAAAAUGACAAACUUAUAGUAUAGCAAUCUUAUUAUGUCCUUCACCUUUGUAAGAAGUUAUUCAUCAUUCGGUUUAAUUUGUAAUUCCGUUUGUAAUUUCCACAGAAUAAUUGUUCGACUAUAUGCUGGAUUCUUAUAGUUAGCGGAAUCGAUUAAGCAAUUUCGUCUGUCAGUCUGUUGAUGUCAAUUUUCUGAAGAACCCACAUAUCAUUGGGAUCCAAAUCUUUAAUGACGGGAAUAUUGAAUUCUUAAAAAAAAAAAAAAAAUAAAUUUCAAAAAUAUACAAAAUUUUAUUAAUUUUUAAGAAUUAACGUUUUUUAAAAACACACUAUGGUGAAGGGUAUAUACGAUUCGGUACAGCCGAAUAUAGAACUCAUACUUGUAUUUAUGUAUUGAAUGUCUUUUAUUUAAUGUGAUAAUAUAAUAAGAAUAUUAAUUGUGGA
Messenger RNA from Lucilia sericata (common green bottle fly), 2023 nucleotides. It is a transcript of the gene cort, whose product is annotated as protein cortex. Lineage: Eukaryota; Metazoa; Arthropoda; Insecta; Diptera; Calliphoridae. The transcript is spliced from 7 exons. Gene Ontology annotation, cellular component: anaphase-promoting complex. Bases 113 to 1588 code for a protein of 491 amino acids. Gene Ontology annotation, molecular function: anaphase-promoting complex binding; ubiquitin ligase activator activity; protein binding. The record is from RefSeq and is a predicted model, not a curated record. Gene Ontology annotation, biological process: anaphase-promoting complex-dependent catabolic process; positive regulation of anaphase-promoting complex-dependent catabolic process; positive regulation of ubiquitin protein ligase activity.